Molecule: messenger RNA, 372 nt
Organism: Klebsormidium nitens
Lineage: Eukaryota; Viridiplantae; Streptophyta; Klebsormidiophyceae; Klebsormidiales; Klebsormidiaceae
Source: the annotation of a GenBank genome assembly
AUGUUUACUAGAGCGCUUACCAACCGUUGUCUGCAUCGCGGCGCUUCGUUGCCGGUCUCGUUGCAGCUCGGUGGGAAGAGCGCGCUUAUGGUGUUCGAGGACGCAGACAUUGACAAAGCCGUGGAGUGGGCGAUGUUCGGCGCGUUCUGGACCAACGGCCAGAUCUGCAGCGCCACGUCACGACUCCUCGUGCAAGAGAGCAUCGCCGACGAGUUCAAGCGGAAGCUCAAGGCGUGGGCGGAGGCCAUUGUGAUUGCGGACCCACUGAACCGCAAGUCGCGCCUCGGGCCGCUAGUUAGCGAAAGCCAGAUCCGAGCAACUUUCGUGGGGUUGAAAUCGUCCGGCAGCGCGACGCCAAGAAGGCACUCUUGA